GCCGAAACAAUCAAUCGAAAGAACGCCAUGAACGACGAAAUCUUUAGCCUCUUUGGCGCGCCGCCGGCACCCGUCCGUCCUGUCGAGGUUGCGCGCCAUGAGAAAGCCGUCCAGGCACUUACUAUCACACCACCACCACCACCGCCGGAACCAGUGGGCCCUGGGAAGUCCUCGAUCACGUUCUUUCUGUCGUGUUCGGACCUCCACCUGCCGGCCGUGCACACGACGGCGCAAACCAUGCUUCGUGGCGCCAUGUCCGUGCUCGGAGGUGCUUCGACACCCAAAAGCAGCAAACCCCCUGAAUGUAUGAUUCAAGUCGAUGUAAAGAACCCACAUCGCGGGCCUCUCGUCGUUGUGGAGUCAUUAACGACUGAGAAACUUCGGAGUCGCAACCCUGCGUUCACCGUUGGGAUCCAUUUUUCCACCGUCAUGUCGUCAAUUCCUCUCGAUUCUAUCGUGUGCUUCCAAGUGAUCAUGACCGAAGAGAGCGGGUCGCAAGGGAAGAAGCCUGUCGCCUCGGCCGAACUCGCUUGGUCCCAUCUCAAGCAAAACUACGAUCAUGGCGCGUCCGUCGUGUAUCUUCCAUUGCAAUCUCCAUACACGGACGCCGGCGUGCUUACCCUGCGCUUUGCUCGGACAGCGCCCGUACGUCAUCCGCUGCUUGCGACACAGAACGAAGUCGUGUUGGGGUACGCGUUUCCGAACGCAAACCCGAGUAUGCUGCCAACCCUCGUCACGGAAGAGAUGGCUGAGGUCGAGCCGAGCGUGCAACUUCCGCUCGUGUUCCUUCGACAGUGCCGUCGGGAACUCGAAGGCGCCUAUCAUCUGUGGCGGGUUCGCUAUAACAACGCGAAGAAGCGGUUGAAGCACUUCGCCGACGCCGAUGAAGCGAUGCAGAGUGGCUGCGACGUCUUUCGCGUGACGGUGCUGCAGGCUCGCAAUCUACAGCCAAUAAAGUCGAUGCGGAAGGUGCCGAGCAAGCCGUUGCUGAGUCCCAAGGCGUUCAAGAAGCCCGCUUCAGCAAGUGUCGAAGGCGGCGGCGGCCGAAUCCCGUCGGACGGCUUCAACAGCGUCGGUGUCCACCCAUUUGCAGUCGUGCUGUUCAACGAGACGCCCGCUCCACACGCCAACAUCAAUAGCACGCCGUGGCAAGUGGUCGGGAAGACGAAUACGGAAUACGAGUCCACGGCACCGACAUGGGGAGUGAACGCGCAGGCGGCGCUGUGUCCGCAUGGAGCACCGUCCACAGUCUACUUUGUGUCAACUCAUUUGCACACCAAAGUCGAGCGCCAGACGCAGUUUGUGUGGUACCGCCCGUCGCGCCGCCAAGAAAUCUCGGGCGCAGUCCAAAUCGACGUAUGCAGCGAGAACGAAAUCGACAGCCACCAACCCCCCAUUGCGUUGGGGUCAGUCACGCUGACGCUGGAGGAGAUGCGACCGCUCUUCGCUCCCGACACGAACGCGGUCGUACCGAACGCCGUGUCGUUCCGCAGCGCUAACUGGUUCCCACUCAAGACCAAGCACGGCGACGUGGUUGGCGAAGUCCAAUGCGAAAUCGAGGUCCGGUUGACGUCCGCUACGUUCUCGUUUGAAUCCGAGCGCGAAACCCACUUUCAAAAGAAAGGCAAAGCCGACGAGACUCCACUCUUCCGCCUCGCCACCCAAGCGAUGGACCGUGCCCUCCGGGACACGAUGCACGCACCGAGCGACGACGACACGUACUCGAUUCAGUUCCUUCAUGCUCACGUCAAGGAGCUCGGGAGUCACGUGAAGGAACUGGACGCGAUGAUCCGCAAGGCCGAGGCGCGAACCGUGUCAAAAUCUUGGUUCAAAGGCAGCACGGACAAGAAAAAGCGCGAUAUUCAAGCAUUUGCGACCAACCUGCAUGUGUCGUACCUGCGCAAGUUUAACUGGCCCGCCAGCAAUUCGCCGCGACCAAGUCUCAAGCAACCCAACAAGCAGUCGAGCCAGUUUGACCUGCUCGGGUUGAACGGCAACCCCCAUGUACCUGAGCCUGACGUGGAGGCGCCGUUUCCGACAAACGACAACCCUGCUAUCGCCACGUACGCAACAGUGACGUGUGGGGCCCCCACUGCCCAUGCAAUCCCCGGCGAAGGGCUCAUGGAACUCGAAGACAAGUUGGUCAAAACCCACAAAGACAUUUCUCUCAUGGCAAACGGCAUGAAGAACUUGCACCAUGGCCGAGUCAUGGUGGAGGGAGGCAAUGUGCUAGUCGAACGCCCCUUGCUCGUGCCGGUGACCGAGAACGAUGCUGCCUUCGCGACAGACGUCGACGAGGUGGACGAUGGGGCGAUUGCGAGCGAGCCCAUGUCUGAAAAUCGCCGCAAGUCGACGACAGCGGCGGCCCGAAAGGACAAGAAAGGAAUCUUCAACAAGCUAGGUCGCCAAUCGAUUGUCGGCCAAAUCGUGUCGUUGGGUCACUUGCGCGAGCGGUUCGAAUCGAUCAAGUACCAAUAUUACUUUCGCAAGAGCGUGUGUGUGUCGCAGAGCGUGACGGCGCUUGUCACGACGUUCUUGACCAUGCUCGAGCUGCACUUGGACGACCCGUCGACGCUGGAGCAGUGGUCCCAGAUUGGAUUCGUGAUUGGAUGGGAAAGCCUGAUUUCAUCGCAAGGCAAGGAGUGGCGCAUGUUGAGCGAUGCGUGGGUUGCGAUAAAGUGCCUCGAGCGCUUUUCGUUUCAGCUGGACCACACGAUUUCAAACCUUGUGCUCGAGGAGCGCAGCGUGGACCAUGAAGGGUACAUCAUCCGCAUCCCGACCAAGGAAGACAUGCGUCUAGGGCCGAUCGCAGUCACCCCCGUCGUGUUUACUCAAGGUAUCAACGAAAUGCAAAGUCUGGCCAACAUGGUCGGGUCGUCCGGCGUCGAGUUACAAAGCACGAUCAACAACGCGAGCUUCAAGAGUUUGCAAACGUAUCAUGCCAAGUAUUUAAAGACAACCAACGCGGCGGUCGAGCUCGAUUCGACCGCGGCGCAUUUGCUCUUGGAUCCACUCAUGGCGGUCGUGCAGUCCGAGAACGCUGCGGCCAAGAACACGCGAAUCUUACUCGAGGCAGCGGAUGUGGUGCGUCGACUCCGCGGAGGCCGCGUUACGUACUGCAAGUCGGGCAAGGAUCGCACCGCGAUGAGCGUCACACUGGAGCAGGCGCGGCUUCUCUUCAAGCGUGUGAGCGGCGUCAACCCGCUGCAUCUUAUGGGGGCCACGGAGCAGCUCAGCAUUGGACCCGAAGAACUGCAGGCGGCCAACUUAAUGCGGGAGUUUGGCAUCCGCAUUAAGAUUGCCAAAAAGAACGUCGGUCGGUACAAGUACUCGUUCAAUGCGAUUCAGCGCAAGAUGCUUCCAGACAUCUACCGGCCCCCCGUGAGCACGAUCCAAGACAUCGUGACGUCGGUCACGGCGCGCGAUUCGUAGAGUGAAGGAAUACAAGAUGCUUUGACACAAAAUUAAGGUGGUCGUGCUGCGGAAUCGUGUGGUCGGGAAGCAGUCGCACCUUCGUUGU
Molecule: messenger RNA, 3520 nt
Organism: Aphanomyces invadans
Lineage: Eukaryota; Oomycota; Saprolegniomycetes; Saprolegniales; Verrucalvaceae
Exons: 6
Coding region: 28-3432 (1134 amino acids)
Cellular component (GO): cytoplasm
Molecular function (GO): phosphatidylinositol-3,4-bisphosphate 4-phosphatase activity
Source: RefSeq, a predicted model, not a curated record